AUGAAAACAUGUUAUUAUGACCUACUUGAGGUACGAUCUGAUGCAAGUGAUCUUGAUCUAAAAAAAGCUUAUAGACGGAAGGCAUUACAGUAUCAUCCUGACAAAAAUCCAGAUAAUGUGGAAGAGGCCACCACAAUAUUUGCUGAGAUAAGAGCUGCCUAUGAAGUCCUUUCUGAUCCCCAAGAGAGGGCUUGGUAUGACAGUCACAAAGAGCAGAUCUUAUCAGAUACCCCGCUCAAUCCAAACGAUGAAGAUGAUGACUACGUUGUUGACAGCACUGUUACUGGUGUCACAACAGAGGAAUUGAUGAUGUUUUUCAAUUCCUCUCUGUACACUAGUAUAGAUAACUCUCCGGCCGGCUUUUACCAAAUUGCAGGAAAAGUGUUUGCUAAAAUCGCAAAAGAUGAAGUGAGUUGGGGUCUCCGAUUAGGUUUAGAUGGCUACAAAAAUUAUAAGGAUAUGGAAUUUGAAGAGCACAUAAAUAGCAGAGGUUAUAUUUUAGCUUGUGAUAGUAGUAAAGCAAACCUAAGCAACCUUUUGUUCCCAAUAUUUGGAUAUUCAAGUACCAGCUAUGAAGAACUAAAACUAUUUUACACAAAAUGGUCAUCUUUCAACACACUAAAGUCAUUUACAUGGAAGGAUGAAUAUAUGUACUCCCGGAAUUACGAUAGAAGGACUAAGAGAGAGAUCAAUAAGCGGAACGAAAAAGCGAGGGCUAAAGCUAAGGAGGAAUAUAUAAAAACAGUAAAGAGAUACGUCAAUUUCAUAAAGAAACUCGAUCAACGGAUGAAAGAGGGUGCUAAAAAGGCUGCCGAAAAGCGACUAGCCGAUGAAAGACUAAGAAAGGAAAAUGAAAUGAAACUUAGAAAAGAGCGUCUAAAUAAUGAACAAGGUGCGCAGUUUCACUUACAAAGCUGGCAAACAAUUGAUCAAGAGAAUUGGAAAGAAUUGGAAAAGCAAUAUGAAAAAGAAUUUGAAAAGAGAAAUGUUGACAAGGACGAUGAACUAAUAGGACAUGAAUUUACUAAAAAUCAAUUUCAAACUAAUAAUAAUUCUCAGCAUGAAGAUGUUGACGAAAUUAUUAUCUAUGAUUGCUUCAUUUGUAAGAAGUCUUUUAAGUCAGAGAAGCAGCUUGAAAAUCAUAUUAAGACCAAAUUGCACAAGAGAAAUCUUGAUCGAGUACAAAAAGAGAUGAAGAAAGAUAGUAUGGCAUUGGGUUUAGAUGAACUUUCCGAUUAUAAUGAUUUUGACUCUGCAGAAUCUGAAACAGAGAAAUUGUACUCUGGAAUGGACCUUAAUGACAUCGAUGCUGAACUAAAAAAAAUCGAGGAACAACUAGCACAAUCAUCUGUAACAGAUAGCGAAGAUUUUACUGACGACAACAAUGAUACUGAGGACCAGAAUAGCCUGGUUGACAAAUUAUCAAACACCAAUUAUGAUAUCGAGAUUGAUGAUGAGAUUAAUGAUGAUACCAAUGAAGAAGUACAGAUCUCAGGAGCUGAUAACUCAGAAACACAGAACGCUGAACAAGACCAUGAUAGCAAUGGCGACUCAGAAGAGGAGAAAGAAGAUGAACUGACUCGUAUACUGCGUGAACUUGAGGAAAGUAAGACCUCAAGAUCAAAUUUUAGUGAUAGUGAUGAAGAAUGGUCAAAUAAAAAGAAGACAAAGGCUAAAAAGAAAAAAAAUAAGGCAAAUACACCAGACAAGCAACCAGUCACUGCCAACAAAAAUGAUGCUAAAGAGGUUUGUGGAGAAUGUAGAGCUGAGUUUGAAAGUAGGAAUCAGCUCUUUAGUCAUAUACAGACAGAGGGUCAUGUAUCGCCCCUUUCCAAAGUCAAAAAGGGAAAAAGAUCCAAAAAAAAUAAAUAG
Molecule: messenger RNA, 1872 nt
Organism: Nakaseomyces glabratus
Lineage: Eukaryota; Fungi; Ascomycota; Saccharomycetes; Saccharomycetales; Saccharomycetaceae
Gene: JJJ1
Product: Jjj1p
Cellular component (GO): cytoplasm
Source: RefSeq, a predicted model, not a curated record